Solanum lycopersicum (tomato) is the source of this 474-nucleotide messenger RNA. RefSeq lists its product as uncharacterized. Lineage: Eukaryota; Viridiplantae; Streptophyta; Magnoliopsida; Solanales; Solanaceae. The record is from RefSeq and is a predicted model, not a curated record.
UCCCUUUUUCUUUUCUUCUUAGGAAGCGGUAAUGACAAGUGAAAACUCAAAACAAAGUGAAACAUUAAUGAAAUUGAACUUGAGGAGUGAAAGCCAUGAAUGUGUUGAGGCAGAUGCACAAUGUCCUUCAAAUAUUCAGACUCCAAAAAGAGAGAAUGAGAAUCAACCAGCUGAAGGCAGUUCAAAACCUCACCAAAGUGAAAAUGUUAAUUCUUUAAAAGCAAACGAAGAAGAAUUAAGGAAGGAAAUUUGUACCCUCUCUUCCCUACUGAAGAAGAGUGCAAAAUCUUGCCUGGAACUUAAAAAAGAGAACUACAACUUGCUGGUGAGUUCCCCUUUCUUAUUUUAUGAGUUUAUACACUGUUUGACUAAUUUUUCUUUGCAAGGUAAUUAUGCACAAACUUUUAUAAUAAACACUUAUUGUCAGAACUACCAGUGUUUUAUGAAGUAAUUUUAUGGGAGAUACUAAUACAA